UGGCGUGUGGCGUGUGGUGUGUGCCGUGUGUGGGGCCAAAGCCAAUGCUGACCGCCUCAGCUUCAAACUGGCUAAAAUGCUGAACUGCAACGGACGUUCCCAGUUGUCGUCGUCGUCGUUGUCGUUGUCGGUUUCGGUUUCGUUUUCGGUUCUGUUUUUGUUGGUGUUGUUGUUGGUUUUGGUGUGAUUGAUGCCUUUGGAGUUAUCGGUGUAAUCGGUGUAAUCGGAGUUGCAGUCGACGGUGCGAUGAGCCACCAGCAGUUCCAUCACUAUCAUCAGCACCAUCACCUGCAUCAAGUGCAAUCGGAUUCGCAGCUGGAAAGGACCUUGGGCACCGAAAGGAAUCAACAUCAACAUCAACAGCCUCCGAAUCCGAAUCGAAACUCGAAUACGGAGCGGGUCAGCCGAAUUGGCUCAAUGGACUUUCGUAAUCUCUGCCAGCGCCUCGACGUGGAUGGCCUGAGAGCCAAGCUGCCGUCGUUUCCAUCGCUGCCGCCACUGAAGCUGCCGAAAUCGCUGCCUAAGCUGCGCGGACGCAAGAUAUUUCGCAGCUCCCGGAGAAACAACAGCAGCAGCAACAACCACAAGGAUGUGGCCGGGGCAGGGGGAGGGGGAGCAACAGCCAAGGGAGGCGACGCUGGGGGAAUGUGCACGCUGCCGUUGCCGCUGCCACCACAGUCGCAGCAGUUCAUCAACCGCACGCCCCAGCGGAUUUCCACCAUCAGUUCGUUGAUGUACGAGGAGCAGCAGGAGGGCACGGGCAAGGGCAGGGGCAGGGGACAAGGACAGGGACAGCCAGGCACGUAUCGAAGUGCGGGCAGUCUGGACGAUGACUACUAUGCCCCGGAGAGCGGAGGCGGAGUCGGAGGCGGAGUCGGGGAGCGGGCUUCGCGACCCAUUAGCCCCGUGAAGAUGCCCUCGCCGCCAGCGGGAAGCCAGCGGGAAGGCCAGAGCCAGCCGACUCUGACGCAGCGCCUGCAGAGGGGCUACAAGAGCCUCAGCGAGCUGCGGCUGAAGCAUCUGUUCGCCAAGCAGACGGUCGUGCGGCGGGACAACAUCGAGGUGGACCGCUACGUGGAGCAGUACGAGGCAGAGCUGCGGUCGGAGCAGCGGGCACAGGCACGCAGGGACCGGCAGAUAGCCGACAACUACGACAUUCGAUUCAAGACGCUGGCCGAUGGCGAGGAGGAGGGACACGCAGGGCACGCGAGGCACGCGAGGCAGGAGGAGCGUUCGAAGAAGCCACCGAAGCCACGCAGCGUGGCCGAACAGAGUGGGGACGAGAGUGGCAUGGAGGGGACACCGCCACUGCCCACGAGAACCAGGAAGCCGGGCAUUGCGGCCACGCGCUUUGCCAAGGUCCGACAGCCGCCGCUGCAAAUGGAGGAGGAGGACAAGCCGAGAUGGAAAUGGAGCUGGUGGUGGAGGGGGGAGGGGGAAGUGGCAAAGGAGCAGCUUGAGGCUGCGCCGCGUCGCAGCAGCUGCAAGCAGCUGUUCCAAAAGCUUCCCAGCUUUCCCAACAGUCUUGCCAGUCUCCAGAAGCGCAGCAAGGUCAGCGAGGAGGAGGGCGAGAAGGCAGAGAAGGCAGAGAAGGGAGGGCAGGGGGAGCAGACUCCACCACCAGCAAAGUCGGCUAUCCGCCAAAACAUUAAGAGGCUGCGCAAGUCCAUCAAGCGGCCAGCGAGGCGCAAGCAGCCGCAGAAACAGCCGCAGAAGUCAGUCGACGAAUCGGAUGAAGAGGAGGAGCAGCAGCAGGAGCAGGGGCAGGGACAGGGGCAGGAGGAGGGGGCGCCACCAGUGGCCAAAUCGUCUGGCAAUUUGAGAGCACGCCUCAUCCGCUUUGCCUCCACGGAGCAGCUGCAGGAGCGCUGGCGGAAAAGCUUCAAGACGGCGGGACAGGAUGCGCAGAGGAGCCCCAAGGCAAAGGCAGACGACGGGGCGGGAGCGGGGGCGGGGGCAGCGACCGGCAUGGCCAUUGGUGUCCAUCUGGAGCGAACCCUCACGAAGCUCAACGAGAAGAUGCAUCAGCUGAAGUUUUUUCAGCGGCAGGGCGCCGCCGCCGCCGCCGCCUCGACCGAGGAAGUCGGCGGUGUGCAGCCCCAGCUCCAGCCCAAGCCCAAGCCGAAUACUGUCGGUCACGAGCCCGUCUACAUUGACGACGAUGAGGAGCUGGCCGCCACCUAUCAUCGCAGCGAUAGCGACGAGGACGAUGACGAGGAUGAGGCGGAGCGUGGCAGCCAGGACAGCGGACAGGAUGUCUGUGCUGAGGAGGCAUUUGGCCAGCAGGAUGAGGAAGAGGACGAGGAUGAGGAUGGGGAUGGGGAGAGCGGGGAGGAGACACAAAUGGAGCAUCCCCUAUCAGGAGCUUCGUCCGCCCACGCUGCUCGACAAAUGGCGACGCUGGCUGAGCUACAAGCGGCGGCUGCUGCAGCGGCAGAGGGGCGACGCUCCUUCACGGCCUGGAGCAGCGAAUCGCUGGAGGAGAUCCCCGACGAGGACUAUCCCCGGGUGCUCAUCCACCAGGAGCACACCGACGACUCCUGCGAGUCCACGCUGAUCAUUGCCGUCUCCACGAAGCCAUCGCCAUCGCCAUCGCCAUUGCCAUCGUCGCCAGCCCCCCCAACCCCAAGCGGCAGCGGCGCGUGGCUGCCCAACGCAGAGAUCAUCUCCAGCUUCAAGGAGCAGCAGCUGGGAGAGGCGGAAUCGUGGCCGGGUGCCCGCUCCCUGUACAAGCCAAAGAGCAUCGACAUCUUCGAGGCGUCGGGGCCCGCCUUUGCCGACUUCGAUGAGGCGCUCCGCAACGCCCCCAUACUGAGGAUCAGUGCCGGGAGCAGCUGCGACACGAGCGGCGACGAGGAGGCCGACGACAGCAGCUCCAGGGUCACCCGAAUACGAAUGCAGCCAGAUGCGCCCCCAAGGAUUGGCAACAGCAGGGAGAGCCUCAUGGCCCAGGAGCAUGAGGAGGAGGAGGAGGCAGUGGAGGAGGAAGAGGCAGAGGAGGAGUCCACAAAAGAGGAUGAGCGAACCUGGGAGCGACCGCCUUCCGCCUCGCCACCGCCCCCGCCGCUUCCACAGCGACGUCCACCGCAGCGCAAGGCCACUCCACCGUCGCCGGCAGCGCCCAUCUAUGAUGCAGUGCCUCCGCCGCUGCCCACCAGCAAGCCCCCGCCCCUCAGCAUGACUCCCCCUGCUGCUGCUGCUGCUCCCCCUGCUGCUGUGCUGCCACAGAGGAGCAGCGCCUCCAUGUCGCGCCCGGCCAAGCCGCUGGUCAAGACCAGCUCCCUGCGGCUCACCUACAACGAACAGGUGCAUCCCGGCGACAUUGGCAAGGUGAACAAGCUGAUCUCGCGAUUCGAGGGCGGCCGCCGGCCACGCCUCUGUCCACGGCGUCUGCACAGCGAGGAGUACGAGCUGCAUGCCACUUCAUCGAGCUUCAGCGGGGGCGAGGAGGAGGAGGAGAAAGAGGAUGAUGCAGAGGAGCAGCAGGAGCAGGAGGAGGAGGCAGCAUCUCCCAUUACUCCCACAAAUCGGCCAGUCGUCGUCAUACCAGAGAUCGUUACCACACAGCCCAGCAUAAGCAACAACAACAACAACAACAACAGCGGCAGCGGCAGCAGCAGCAGGAGAAGGAAGGAGGAGUCCUUGUCGCUGUCCCUGGACCAAUGCCUGGAUCGCCAAAACUCCAACUGCAGCCGAUCCGAGUACGGAUCGCCCCUGGCCUAUCCGUAUCCCAGCAAGCGGCGCAGCUCGACGGGUGCAGCUCCUCCCUCCCAGCUGACGCCACCGCAGCAACAGAUGUUGCAACAGCAGCAGCAGCAGCAGCAGCUGCAGCUGCAGCAGGCGGCACGACAACAGGCACGACGCAGCCGACGAUCCAUGACCCGCGACGAUGAAAACUUUUACAGCUUCGACAGCGACGAAGAGAAUAGCUACUACUCCAUUAGCCCCUCGGGCAGCAGUCGGUACGUGGUGGAGAUAUGAGCAGAGUUACCUAAACAUAUUCAGAGGAUACACAUCUAGGGCCUAAGGAUCACAUCUAAGCAUCACCUUCAGUCGAAGAAAAACAAGUAGAAUGCAUGGAACUAAUGGAACUAAUGGAACUGUUAACCCCAAACCCAUCGCACGGGAGUAUACACAAGUACAUAUAUCCAAAUCCAAGAUUCAAGAAACUUGGCAUCAAUGAAAUUACUUUAUUGGAUGUUAUAUCAAGAUCUUAAGAGUCAUAAAAUCGAUAUAUAUGUAUUUUAGCGAAACUAAUCAGAUAGUCCCGUGAUCAUAAAUAAUUAUACAUGCAUGCAUACAGUAGGUAACUGUAGCUAAAAC
This is a messenger RNA of Drosophila obscura, 4323 nucleotides long. RefSeq names its product actin cytoskeleton-regulatory complex protein PAN1 (gene PIP82). NCBI's taxonomy places the organism in Eukaryota, Metazoa, Arthropoda, Insecta, Diptera, Drosophilidae. The record is from RefSeq and is a predicted model, not a curated record.